AUGAGAAGAACGUCGCUUCUAGCCUUCCUCGCGUCCGCCGCGCCGCGUGUGUUGGUGUCGUGGUCCUACCUCGUGAUGCGUCCACGUUUCGCGCACGCGUCCCCACUUCAAAUGUCAAGCAACGGGGGCCCUAGUUCAUCUCUCGCGUAUAAUUUCUCUACUUCUACGGUUGGAAGUGACGCUGCCGUCAGCAAGGAGCCGAUGGACAACGGUGUGUACGACUUCGCCGUCAUUGGCGGAGGUUGCGGUGGAUUGGCCGCCGCUAAGGAGGCUGCCAGCUUGGGAGCGAAGACGAUUCUAUUUGAUUAUGUGCGCCCUUCUCCGCGUGGCACAACUUGGGGUCUCGGCGGUACCUGUGUGAAUGUCGGCUGUAUCCCGAAGAAGUUGAUGCACUAUGCUGGCAUUUUGGGCCACUCGUCGCAUGAUCGUGAGGCGCUUGGUUGGGGCAACCAUGAGGGUCCGCACGAUUGGGGCCGUCUUGUUAACACCGUGCAGAACUACAUCAAGAUGCUCAACUUUUCCUACCGCUCGGGUCUCAUGUCGAAAAACGUCGAAUACGUCAACGCCAUGGCGAGCCUUGCCGAUAAAAACACGGUGACAUACACCGACAAGAAGGGGGAGAAGCAUCAGAUCAAGGCCAAGAAUGUGCUGAUCGCUAUCGGAGCGCGUCCCACCAUCCCCAGCGAUGUGAAGGGUGCAUGGGACUACUCAAUCACCUCUGACGAUUUAAUGAGCAGGAAGGAGCCCGUCGGCAAGACUCUUAUCGUGGGCGGUUCGUUCGUUGCUCUGGAGUGCGCCGGCUUCCUCACCUCGAUGGGUUACGACGUCACCGUCGCCGUCCGUUCUCUUAUACUUAGAGGCUUCGACCGCCAGUGUGCGGACAAGGUCCAGGAGCUUAUGUUGGCGACUGGCACCAAGUUCAAGAACGGAGUUGUGCCGCAAGCCAUCACCAAACUCGAGAAUGGGAGACUAUACAUCGAAUUCACCGAUGGCAGCUCUGACGAAUUUGACACGCUGAUGUACGCUACCGGCCGUUCUGUGUCCUCAAGGAUGCAAAAGGAGCUCAGCGACGUGGGCAUCAAAUUCAGCGAGUACGGCAAAAUCAUUGCCGAGGAUGGCAAGACCUCUGUGGAGGGCGUGUACGCCGUCGGUGACGUGGUGGAGGGCAACCCUGCUCUCGCACCGGUGGCCGUUAAGGACGGUGAACUGCUUGCCCGCAGGAUCUUCGGCAACUCAGACAAGAAGCUUGAUCUGAACUACAUUCCCAUGUGUGUCUUCACGCCGUACGAAUACGCGCGGUGUGGAAUUUCGGAGGAGACAGCCUCCAAAUUGUACGGGGAAGACUUUGAUGUCUACCUGAAGGAGUACACGACUCUGGAGUUUGCGGCUGUUCACCGCGAGAAGGUAGAGAGCUUGCGCGCUGACGAGUUCGACGUCGACAUGCCGCCUACUUGCCUGUCCAAAAUGAUCUGCAAGAAGGACGGUACCGUCGUCGGCUUGCACUUCGUCGGCCCUAACGCCGGCGAAAUAAUGCAGGGCCUCUGUAUGGCUGUGCGCAAGGGAAUCACCAAAGAGGAGAUUGACGACACCAUCGGUAUCCACCCGACUGACGCUGAGAGCUUCGUAAAUCUCACUGUCACGAAGAAAUCCGGCGAGUCAUGGGUGGCGAGCCAAGGGUGUGGCGGCGGCCGUUGUGGUUGA
Messenger RNA from Babesia bigemina, 1701 nucleotides. RefSeq names its product thiodoxin reductase, putative. Gene Ontology annotation, molecular function: flavin adenine dinucleotide binding; thioredoxin-disulfide reductase (NADPH) activity; glutathione-disulfide reductase (NADPH) activity. The transcript is spliced from 3 exons. The coding region runs from base 1 to 1701 and encodes 566 amino acids. The record is from RefSeq and is a predicted model, not a curated record. Lineage: Eukaryota; Apicomplexa; Aconoidasida; Piroplasmida; Babesiidae. Gene Ontology annotation, cellular component: cytosol; mitochondrion. Gene Ontology annotation, biological process: cellular response to oxidative stress; cell redox homeostasis; glutathione metabolic process.